CACCACAUGUGAUGAAUAACAUAGAAAAACCAUAUUCAACACAAUAGCAAUCUCUUUUCCUACUUACCGGGACUCAUCACUUCUCUCUCUCUUUUCCAACAAACUAACGAUCACAUGACUCUAAGAUCUUCAAACCUCUUCAUUUUUCAUCAUUUCCAAGGCUGAAACUGAAUCCAUUAUCCAACUCCAAGCGUGUAGAAUUCAAGGUUUGUUGUUAAGGAGAAGAGAGGUUAGGACUUUGGCUAUGGCUUCAUCUAGGUUUCCUGGAGUUGUUGUUGACAAUGAAUUGAAUAAGAUUUUGGAUGCUAAUAUGGAUCAUGUUGCUGCUAGAAGGCAAGCUCGUCAAGCAUUCAAGGAUAUUCAGCUUGGGAUUGAUCACAUACUCUUUAAGACUCAGUGUCAUGGACUUAAAAUGAAGGAGUCAUAUGAGGUGAACUCAAGGGGCCUAGAAAUCUUCUACAAGAGUUGGCUUCCCGGGACGGCUAGGCCGAAAGCAGCUGUGUUUUACUGCCAUGGUUAUGGAGACACUUGCACCUUUUUCUUUGAAGGAAUAGCUAGAAAAUUGGCAUCUGCUGGAUAUGGAGUUUUUGCUAUGGAUUAUCCAGGAUUUGGUCUUUCAGAAGGUCUUCAUUGCUAUAUUCCUAGUUUCAAUGAGUUAGUUGAUGACGUUAUCGAGCUUUACUCCAAAAUCAGAGAAAAUCCAGAAUUCCAUUCUCUUCCAAGCUUUCUCUUUGGACAAUCAAUGGGUGGAGCUGUUGCUUUAAAGAUGCACCUUAAACAACCUAGUGCAUGGGACGGUGCCUUUCUUGUUGCACCUAUGUGUAAAAUUGCAGAUGACAUGGUUCCACCAAAGUUGCUAACUCAUAUCCUUAUUGGCGUAGCUAAUGUUCUACCAAAGCAUAAGUUAGUUCCACAGAAGAAUUUAGCAGAAGCCGCAUUUAGAGAUCUGAAGAAGAGAGAGCAGACAGCAUAUAAUGUUGUUGCCUACAAAGAUAAACCGCGGUUGUGGACUGCUGUCGAGAUGCUUAAAACUACUCAAGAAAUUGAACAGAGAUUGGAAGAAGUGUCUUUGCCAUUGUUAAUUCUUCAUGGGGAAGCUGAUAUUGUGACUGAUCCUUCAGUGAGCAAAGAAUUCUAUGAGAAAGCAAGCAGCUCAGACAAGAAGCUUAAACUUUACAAGGAUGCCUACCAUUCUCUUCUUGAGGGUGAGCCUGAUGAAAUGAUAAUCCAAGUUUUUAGUGAUAUCAUUUCAUGGCUUGAUGAACACAGCUUGAAACAUUCUUCAUCUUCCUCUACAUAAUUUAUUUUCUAUGUAUCCUGUGAAUAUUGAUAUUGUUCCUUAGGAUGGAGAAAAGGAAAAUUGCCAUUGCUUGUAUAGAAGUUUUCUUGAAAAAAUAAUUGGUGAAUGAGAAAUUGUUAUUUAAUAAAGUAGUAGUGAUGUUCAUUUAUCCAA
Messenger RNA from Cicer arietinum (chickpea), 1453 nucleotides. RefSeq names its product caffeoylshikimate esterase-like. The record is from RefSeq and is a predicted model, not a curated record. NCBI's taxonomy places the organism in Eukaryota, Viridiplantae, Streptophyta, Magnoliopsida, Fabales, Fabaceae.